This is a messenger RNA of Drosophila serrata, 911 nucleotides long. RefSeq lists its product as uncharacterized. The record is from RefSeq and is a predicted model, not a curated record. Lineage: Eukaryota; Metazoa; Arthropoda; Insecta; Diptera; Drosophilidae.
UAGAACUUAGUAAGCAAACCAGAUUUUGUCUCAACGUUCCAAGCUCCUUGAGACUUUUCACCGAUGUUUAGUGUAUUACAAACCUCGGGACUGGUUACAUUUCUAUACGUAUUUUCAACCAAAAAAUAAUUAGAUUUAACCUUUUUUGGCGAGCGUCGCAAAGCUGUACAAAUUCAUUGUUAAUUUUUAGCAAUACCAAAAAGCAAAAGAUCAAGACUAUAGAGAGGGCACCGAGUAGUAAACCCAAGGUCGCCGCACAUCAUGAAUCCAACCAAUCUGGGCAAGCAGAACGGUGCACUGGUGAUGGAGGUGCUGAAGGUCCUAGGACGUCCGGCCACUAGUUUCGAGGUGGCCGAGAGGGUAUCCGAUGUCUACCGUCUGCCACUGCAACCCAUCCGUCCCGUGGUGACCGAUGUCCUCGAGGGCGGGGUACGCCAGGGGUUCUUUAGCUACAGGAACCAUCGCUAUUCGGUGGUGCAGCCAGUGGUGGAUCAAUUGCGUCGCGACAUUGAUAACUAUGCAUCCGAAAUACUGGCCAUGGAUGGCUCCUGUGAUGGCUCCAGUGAGAUUUGCGCAAGUGGCGGCGGUGGUGGUUGUUAUGGAGCACUUCCCCAGAUGUCUCCGUUGAUGCUAAAGCUGCAGAAAUUAGAUGGAUCACCGCCCAUGGUGGCCGGGGGGAACAGAUAUCGCCAGACGAACACGGGGGAGCAGCAGGAGCGUUUGCCAUCCGGGGAUGUGCCAAUAGACGAACGAGAGGAGAUCGUCAUGCUUCCCGUCUCCCCGAUAUAACAAAUUUCACAUUUUAUUAUAGAUUGUUCCACCGAAUGCUAGUGCAUCAAAAUUUCUGGCGUCCAAUAAACCGGGCAAGGGCUCGAUGUGUUCACAUGGCAGCAAAUGUUGGACCUAGAGAA